Messenger RNA from Guillardia theta CCMP2712, 741 nucleotides. RefSeq lists its product as hypothetical. The annotation marks the transcript as partial. Gene Ontology annotation, molecular function: protein binding. The record is from RefSeq and is a predicted model, not a curated record. The transcript has a single exon. Lineage: Eukaryota; Cryptophyceae; Pyrenomonadales; Geminigeraceae.
UACGGGAUGAGCAUGGGGCCCUACUGAACAUGGCGAGCCGACCGAAGGCGGCGGGGAGAGGAUGGCGGGAGGACGAGGAGAGGAGGACGGAGUGGAAGGCGAAGCUGCAUCAAGCCAUGAUCCACCAGGCUCAAGAAGACGUGAAGAAGAAGUGGUUGGCUGAGCGAGAGGUCGAGAGAGAGCGCAAUAUUGCCAAGAAGCUCCUCCCAGCCCAGGUUACAUGGUGCGAAGACACGCUGUCCUCGUGGGACAGCACCAGCCACAAGGUCGUCAUGCGCGUACCGACUGAGCAAGAGAUACGAGGAGGGAUCAUCACGUACGACUACAUCGCUCAGAAGGACGGGAAGGCGCGGGAGGAAGGGCUGAUCUUCAGCGCCAUAAGGAGCGGAUCUCUGGAUCUGAUCAAGUUCGUGCUAGAGGAGGUUGAAGUUCCCCUCCUCCUGCGAGAGAGCGAGAACUUCAACACUCCUCUGCACUUCGCUGCCGUCUCCAAGAGGGCAGACAUCACUCAGAUCACGAAGCAGCUGCUUAUCCAUGGUUUCCUUCCUAACACAGCCAAUCGCUACUCCUGGACGCCCGCUGACUUCGCUCGCCAUGCGGAGAACAGAGAAGUGAUCAACAUCUUCGAGGACAAGACGAUUGAAGAGAACAUCAAGAACGAUCUCUUUGAUACCAUCAGGGGCAGCAUACACUCGCGCGAGGAAGCCAUGAAAGUGAUCAUGGCGGCUGUGCGAAGCAAGC